This is a messenger RNA of Xenia sp. Carnegie-2017, 1546 nucleotides long. RefSeq names its product transcriptional activator spt7-like. The record is from RefSeq and is a predicted model, not a curated record. NCBI's taxonomy places the organism in Eukaryota, Metazoa, Cnidaria, Anthozoa, Malacalcyonacea, Xeniidae. Gene Ontology annotation, biological process: regulation of DNA-templated transcription. Gene Ontology annotation, cellular component: nucleoplasm. The transcript has 7 exons. Gene Ontology annotation, molecular function: protein binding. The coding region runs from base 1 to 1257 and encodes 418 amino acids.
AUGACUGUUGAAGACAUUGAUGUGGUUAAAGUGACUAAGAAUGAUAAUUCUACUAAAGUACUUCCACUUGAAACUGAGGAUGGUUGUUUGGAGACAUCAGCUGACUUAAUACUAUACCCUGGGGGCUUGACUGUGCCGACUAUAGAGAUAUCAAUCGGAGAAAAUGUCUCGGAUAAACAGACUACAUGUUUACAAGAUACUUCAACCGUAGAAAAUGUCUCGGAUAAACAGACCACAUGUUUACAAGAUACUUCAACCGGAGAAAAUGUCUCGGAUAAAGAGACCAUAUGCUUGAAAGAUACAUUAACCGGGGGAAAUGUCUCGGAUAAACAGACCACGUGUUUACAAGAUACAUCGACCCGAGAAAAUAUCUCGGAUAAAGAGACCACAUGCUUGAAAGAUACAUCAACAUUGGAAAAUAUCUCGGAUAAAGAGACCAUAUGCUUGAAAGAUACAUCAACCGGGGAAAAUAUCUCGGAUAAAGAGACCAUAUGCUUGAAAGAUACAUCAACCGGGGAAAAUGUCUCCGAUAAACAGAUGAAAUCAUUACAAACUGAAGAGACAAGUUUUAAGAGAACUGCAGUUGUUAGACUUGAAAACAAUUUACCAGAAAGCGAUUCAACGCAACGAGGAUUGGUUAAUGUUGAUAUCAUGCCGAGUUCUGAAAAAACGCUGAGUUCAAUGCAGACAAUUGACUCGUCUGUUGAUCACUCCAGUUCAAAAACUGAUGUCAGUAGUUUUCAGCACUCUACUUCGAGCAAUGAUGUCAGCGGUUGUCAGCUUUUUGAAUGCAUUCGUAGCAGUAAUAGAAAACGUAAAGCUCCCCCACCUCGUGACAUAUCUUUGCAUCCUCCUGGCUGGGUCAGGGGAGCACUACAGUUGUUACACAAAGUAUCGCGGUAUCGCGGGAGCCCACGAUCAAAAAAUGCCAGAAGUGCUGCAUCGUGGUUUUUAAAGCCUGUUGUUCCAGCUGAAGCGCCCGGUUAUUUUAAACUGAUUAAAACUCCCAUGGACUUUGGAACAAUCAAGACAAAGUUAGAGACUGGUGAGUAUAAUGAUCCUUCAGAUUUUCAUAAAGACAUGUUGUUAGUCAAGUCAAAUUGCUGCAAAUACAAUCCCACUGGACAUAUUGUUAGAAAGGACUGUGAUGAAGUUUUUCAAUUUUACGAAAGCGAAUAUGAAAAAUUCAUGGAGAAAGUUGAUAAGAUGAAUAUUUGCACUCCAAAGAAGCAAAAACAAUCUUCUUCAUCAGUAUGAUAGUAGUGUUGUGAAUCUAGCUUCAUGAUGUUCUUGUCUUAAAGAUAGUAGAGUUAAAGAUCUCGUUGCUACAUAGAAAAAUCAAUGGACACUGACUAUGUAAAAUUUCGAUGAAGCUUUUUUAUUAGGAAACGAUAACCCUAUGUCAAGAUUUUAUAAAUUAUUGACAACAUUUGAAACAUAAACAUAAGCAUAAUACAAAAAAAUAGUCAUAAAAUGUACAAAGCGUCAAUUUAAGAUGUAUAUAUAAGUUUUGUGAUAAGUAAUCAAUAUCAUUUUCUUUUGGUCA